AGUGCUGCUCCAAAAUUUUAAUAAAAUAACCAUUUUAUCGAAAAACUACCCUGUAAAAGAGGGUUUAAUAUAAAUAAACAAAAGCUUUAUCUUUAAAUGUGAUAACUUUAUCCUGCAAAUUUUCUUUUUUUACAUCUGAACUAUUUUUGAAGUAAUUUGCAUAGGUGAAAUGUAAUUUGUAGGUUAGGUUGGGGUUCCGAGAUUAAUUCCAAAUAGGGUUCCGGAUGCUGGAAUAUGUCUCUUCUCUUAUAGUGUGGGCGUCAAAUGUCGAGUGAGAAAGUAGGAAAUCAUUGAAUAAAUGAUAAUGGGAAGAUAAGACCGAUAAAGGCAAGGAUAGUUCGGGAAACUUAGUAACAUAACCUCCCCUCAAAAUGUACAAAACGCUCAUUUUCAUUAUACUGAUAUCGUUUUCCCUCGUCUUGGGUGAAGAUUAUUAUAAACUCUUAGGAUUGGAAAGAACAGCUGAUCAGCGAGAAAUUAGGAAAGCUUUUAAGAAACUCGCUGUUACUCAGCAUCCAGAUAAAAACACGGAUGAUCCUCAAGCUCACGACAAAUUCGUGAAACUUACAUCUGCUUACGAAGUUUUAAAAGAUCCAGAUUUAAGGAAAAAAUAUGAUCUUUAUGGAGAAGAAGGACUCGAUGGCAGUAAUAAACGCAAUCAGUAUCAUUCUUGGACUUACUAUCAGAACAACUUUGGAAUUUAUGACGAUGAUCCUCAAAUCGUGACUCUUAAUAGCAAUGAUUACUUCGAAAAUGUAUUCGAAUCAGAAAAAAUGUGGCUCAUAAAUUUUUAUUCGCCAAUGUGUAGUCACUGUCAUCAUUUGGCGCCAGUUUGGCGAAAAGUUGCUAAGGAAUUGGAAGGUGUGAUUCGUGUCGGGGCUGUAAAUUGUGAGGAUGAUUGGCAUAUUUGUAGUCAAAUUGGAAUCCAAUCAUAUCCAACUUUGAUGCAUUAUCCAAAGAAUUCGAAGCAUGGUGUCCGGUAUAGCGGAGAAAAAACACACGAAGCGAUUCUACAAUUCGUUUUAGAGAGACUAGAUGCAAAAAUCGACAAAAUUAAUAAAAAAGUAUGGAAUCAUUUAUUAAAGGGCGUCCAAUCAACAGAAAAACCGACCUUGGUUUUCAUUUGUGGAAGUAAUCGUUACUGUUUUACAUCCGACGAGCGACUCAAAGUCGCAGAAAUAUUUGAUAAGAUGAUAAACAUAAAUAUUUUUACGUGUGACAAGAAGUGCGAUGAUAAAAUUUCUGAAGACGCUGGAGUCGUUUAUUUCCCUCCAGGAAACGAAAAUGCUUGGAAAUCAAUUUCCUUGGAGGAUGCGUCAGAUGUUGACGAGUUAGUUAAAAAAAUUCUCGAACAGCUGCCCGAACCGCAAGACAUUAGCGAUUCUGAUUUCGAAAAAAUUAAAAAGGGUCUCGAGUCUCGGGAAGAAGACGGUUGGCUGAUUUGUUUUUAUGUCGGUCACGCGACUGAAUUAGACGUUCAAUUAAAAAAAUUACCGAGUAUGGUUCGAGACAUGAAUUUAGGUAAAAUAAAUUGUGGGAGGUAUGCAAAGCUUUGCAGCAAUUUGAACGUGAAUCGGUAUCCAGCCUGGGGAGUUUUGAAACCAGGUGGAGCUUUUGAAUUAAGUCAUGGGAAAAAUACGAUCAACGAUAUCGCGAGAUUCGCUAAAAACAGCAUUAAGGCCACAAAUGUCUGGGCGCUUUCCGCUGAUAAAAUUCUCUCAAUUCUCCAACGGAAAAAUGGAAAUGAAGCCUGGUUUGUUGAUUGGUACGCGCCCUGGUGUCCGCCUUGUAUUCAAUUUUUGCCGGAAGUACGGAAAGCUUCUCUGGAAUUUGACUCAGUAUCUGUUCAUUUUGGAACAGUGGAUUGUACUGUUCAUUCGAAUAUCUGUCGACAGUAUAAUAUACGAUCUUAUCCAACUGCGAUGCUCAUCAACGGGACGAAUACGUACCAAUUUACGGUGCAGAAAACGGCUUCAAAUAUUGUGCAAUUCAUCAAUGAAGCAAUGCAUCCUUCUGUGAUACAAAUUACUGGCAAGACUUUCAACCAAAGACUGGUGAAAAAGAAAACGAAACUACUUUGGGUCGUGGAUUAUUUUGCGCCCUGGUGCGGACCUUGUCAACAAUUAGCUCCCGAAUGGACCGCAGUUGCAAAAGCUUUGCGACCUUUGACGUUUGUAAAAAUUGCAAAUGUCGAUUGUGAAGCUGAAUCGGCCCUUUGCAGAUCUCAAGGAAUUCAAAGUUAUCCGACUAUUAGGCUUUAUCCUUCGGGAAGCGAAGGACUCAGCACUGUCGCAUUAUAUAAUGGGCAGAGGGAUUUCUUUUCGAUGCUUCUCUGGAUUACAGGAUUUUUCCCAGUGAAAGUAAAAGAUUUGAGUUCCAGCUCUUUCCAAAACGAGGUUGUAAAAGGAAAAGAAGCCUGGUUGGUAGAUUUCUACGCACCCUGGUGUGGCCACUGUCAAAAACUAGAACCUCAUUACAACAUUGCUGCCCAGCUUCUUGAAGGUAAAAUUCGGCUAGGGCGGCUCAACUGCGAAAUUUACAGACAGCAGUGUCAACAAGUAGGAGUUCGCGCAUAUCCAACUCUUAUGGUUUACGGUGCAAAAUCUAGCCGUAAAAAUUCGAUUGAAGGUUAUAGAAUAGAUGGCGAAAAAGCCGAAGAAAUCCAGCGCAACGUUUUGAAAAUUUUGAAUAUUAAAAACAACGCAAAUCACGACGAGCUGUAGCGAUUAGUUCAUUUAGGUGCUUUGUGAUUCAAAUUUUAAAAGGGCAGUGCGACCAUUUUUAUAGAAAAUAUCUCUUCGAAUCUCACAAGUUAGAUAUUAUUUCUUUUUUUUACCUCAAUUUUUCUCAGUUCGUCUUAUUUAUUUUAAACUCAAGAUGGACCAAUUUAAUUAAUUUUUUUCGACACUUGUGAUACGUGUUUGAUACUCAAAAAGUUGAUAUUAAUUUUGGAAAAAUGAAGACUCUAUUUCUUUUUUUUUUUUGACUGGCAAGUGCAAUCCUGAGAUUUUAUUUUUUAUAUCGUGUGUAAUCCAGUGAAAAUGGACGAUAUUUAAAGGGAGACAUAAGUGAGUUUUUAAAACCGUUUGUAUCUUUUAAUUUAAGGGGGGAAAUAAUUUUUAAUAGAAAAACAAAUUUUCGAGUAACUACUUACUUUUUAACUUUAUUUGCUUUUAGCGGUUUAUAAAUAUUCUCAAUGGAAAAUUUAAUAACUUCGGUAUUUCAUUUGAAAAAAAUUCUGAGAAACACAAAUUUUA
This is a messenger RNA of Belonocnema kinseyi, 3257 nucleotides long. RefSeq names its product dnaJ homolog subfamily C member 10-like. The transcript has 12 exons. Lineage: Eukaryota; Metazoa; Arthropoda; Insecta; Hymenoptera; Cynipidae. The coding region runs from base 372 to 2723 and encodes 783 amino acids. The record is from RefSeq and is a predicted model, not a curated record.